Symbiodinium necroappetens is the source of this 1911-nucleotide messenger RNA. NCBI's taxonomy places the organism in Eukaryota, Dinophyceae, Suessiales, Symbiodiniaceae. The record is from the annotation of a GenBank genome assembly.
AUGGACUCGAACCUGCAGCAGUGCCCGGGCUGUCAGCAGUUAGUGGAUGCGCAGGAUGUCCACGGCGAAAAGUAUUGCCCCAACUGUGGCGGAGUCUUGAUGGCAGACCUCUGCCGGGCAGACUGGUACGUCGAGAAAAAGGGAGGCUCAGACGGCAGUCAGAAGUUGUCCGUGGUGCAUCAUCCGUAUCAUUUGAUGAAGAUGAAGCAAAUCAGCGCGAAGGUGCACCAGGACUUUCAGAAGCAGUCACGCUGGAGGAAGGCGCUGGCGAACCUGGGAGUGAGCCUGUGCUUGCAGACCACGGUGCAGGAAGCGGCGCUCGUCCUCAUCAACCAGUACAGUAUCCAUGGCUUUACUGGCAGCAAGGCACGGCACAAGCUCUUCGGCGCCGCAUGCCUGCUCAUCGCAGCAGGCAGACAAGGCCUAGGCGUGACCUUGGGCGAAGUCGCGCGUCAUACCGACCUGGAGGCGGGCAAGCUGCAGAAGAUGGUCUGGAGAGUUUGCAAGACCACCGGCGCUCGAAUUCCGAGGACAGAGCAGAAUGCAGAAGCGGCUCUUGCACGUAUCUGCGAUCACUUCAAUGUCAAGCAGAAAGGAGGAGUUUGCGCUUUUGGCGUCAAGCUCGUGGCCAUCUCAAGCCAAGGCUGGAUUUGCACUGGCCGGAAGUGGGCGUUUGUGCUUGCAGCAGCCUUUGUCUUGGCCGCACGGGCAUACUUCUACGAAUUGGACGCCGAAGAUGUGGCCGACUUCCUGUACAUUGGGGUUGGAACGGUGAAGACGCGCAUGCAGGAGAUGAAAGACCUCAUACUCUCUGUAAUGAUGCAUUUGCCGUGGGGCCACAUGAUCACCGCCGACAACUUGCAUGUGUACCUCCCUUUUGCUCUGGAGCAUUGGGAGCUACUCCGGGCCUGCGCCCCACGGCUCCGACGGCAGCAGCUGGACCUGCAAGAGCAACGGCAGCAGGCGUUGAAGCAGCUGGAAGGCGUGGAGGCGGAUUCCGAGAUGCCUCCUACCUCUGCUUCGCCGAGCACCGACCGGUUGGUGAGGGUAGCCAAGCAGGAUGUCGACCCCAGUGUCGAGCACUCAGUUCGCCUGGCAGCUUUGGAUGCCCUCCGGACCGUUGCCGGAGAAGGAAGCCGCCGCCUGAAAGAAGCUGCUUUGCACCUGGUCCUAGACGAAGACGACGUUGUCCAGGAGGCAGCUGCCGAGCUGCUCGAAACCCUUGACCUCACCGACUACCCGGAGAGCAAGGAAGCGGAAACUGCCGAGGAUCGCUGUCAUGGUCUGUAUGCAGAUCUUGGCAUGCAAGAGCAUGCAUUUGCUGGUGCUCCAGGCGGUGAUCAUGCAGACGCUUCCAGGAGAGGGCAUCCUCCACCAGAGGACAUGGGUGGGAGUGGCAACGAUGCAGAGCAAGUAACAAUGACCGAAGAGCAGGCGAAGGAAAUCAUGAUGAGGUAUUUGGAGAGGAUGCGAUGUGGCGAGACAACAGAACGGAGCAAUGCCGGAGAGGACGAAGCAAGCCCAGAGGAAGUUGCUGCCAUUGCUGCCGUCGAGCACCUCCGUCAGUUGCUAGGACCCCAUCUUCGCGAUGUCGAAAGGCUGCGGGCAGGAGGGCGGCAAAUGGGCGUUUUCCUGGACGGCCUUCACGUGACCUUUGUUUGCCCUGGAAGCUUGGCACCGAAAGCUGGCCUGCUUGUGGGCGACACGUUCUGCAGAAUGGAUGACGCGGAGAUCAUGCGACAGGAGGAGCUUGUCCAGGCAUGUUUAGCGGGCGACAGCCUGAAGCGAGUGGUCGUGCAGCGAGACGGGGAGGAGGUAGUGCUGGAGCUCCAGUUCCCGGCUGAGGGAGCUGCAGAUCAACAGGCUUGGAUCACCUUAAACCCUAAAAACCCUAUAAGCCCUAAGCCCUAA